AUGGCCAUCGCAACAGUAUUAUCGGCCCUCCAGGGUAGAGUGAUUCACUCUCCCUGGCAGUCAUUGGGCGUCACCAUUCUCAUCCUACCCGUCCUAUAUAUUGUGCUCAACGAAUUCAUUCGCUAUUCAGCCCGCGUCAAAGGGAUGCAGGGCCCUACCGGCCUACCGUUGAUUGGGAACCUGGCUCAGAUUCGAACGAACGCGGCUGAGCAGUAUCGCUUAUGGGCAAAGAAGUUCGGAUCCGUGUACCAGAUUCAGCUCGGGAAUAUUCCCGUCGUCGUGGUUAACUCUGCAGCUGCGGCAAAGGUCCUUUUCGGCCAGAAUGCCCAGGCUUUGAGCUCGCGCCCGGAGUUCUAUACGUUUCACAAGAUCGUCUCUAACACAUCGGGCACGACUAUUGGAACUUCACCCUACAGCGACUCACUGAAGCGCCGCAGAAAGGGGGCUGCCUCGGCCCUCAAUCGGCCGGCGGUCGACACGUACGUCCCUCACUUAGAUGUGGAGUCCAAGGCCUUCGUGGACGAGCUGAAUCGAUAUGGUCAUGGCGGCAAGACCCCCAUUGAUCCAAUGCCCAUGAUCCAGCGCCUAAGUCUGAGUCUGGCUUUGACUCUGAACUGGGGCGUUCGGAUCGCCUCGCAGGAAGAAGACUUGUUCGAUGAGAUUACCCAGGUCGAGGAGGAGAUUAGCAAGUUCCGCAGUACCACGGGUAAUUUGCAAGAUUACAUUCCUCUCUUGCGGUUGAACCCGUUCAGCAGCAAUACACAGAAGGCGGCAGAGAUGCGCAUGCGACGAGACAAGUAUUUAGGAUCUCUCAAUCGAGACUUGGACGACCGAAUGGAAAAGGGUAUUCACAAGCCAUGCAUUCAGGCCAACGUGAUCUUGGACAAGGAAGCCAAAUUGAAUAGCGAGGAACUCAUUUCGAUCAGCCUGACAAUGCUCUCCGGUGGCCUUGAUACGGUCACUACGCUUGUUGCGUGGAGUAUCGGUCUCCUCUCGGCACGACCUGAUGUGCAGGACAAGGCUGCCGAGGCGAUUCAGGAGAUGUACGGCACCGACGAGCCUAUGUGCUCUGCAACCGACGAUCAGAAAUGCGCAUACGUUACAGCGCUGGUGAGAGAAUGCCUUCGGUACUUCACGGUUCUUCGACUCGCCCUCCCGCGAACCUCAAUCCGGGACAUUACGUACCAGGGUACCGUGAUUCCCAAAGGUACCGUCUUCUUCUUGAAUGCCUGGGCAUGCAAUAUGGACCCAGACGUGUGGACCGACCCGGACGUGUUUCGGCCGGAGCGAUGGUUGGAGCAACCGGACGCACCCCUGUUCACUUACGGCAUGGGCUACCGCAUGUGCGCCGGGUCGCUGCUGGCCAAUCGUGAGCUUUAUCUGGUCUUCAUGCGGACACUCAACAGUUUUCGCAUCGAACCCUACGAUGACACGGACUGGCACCCCGUUCGUGGCAACUCCGAUCCGACCAGUCUGGUGGCCAUUCCCCAAAAGUACAAGGUGCGGUUCGUGCCCCGGAAUGCGGAUGCAUUAAAUCAAAGUUUGGCGACAUCCUGA
This is a messenger RNA of Penicillium maclennaniae, 1557 nucleotides long. Its product is annotated as cytochrome P450. The record is from RefSeq and is a predicted model, not a curated record. The coding region runs from base 1 to 1557 and encodes 518 amino acids. NCBI's taxonomy places the organism in Eukaryota, Fungi, Ascomycota, Eurotiomycetes, Eurotiales, Aspergillaceae. The transcript is spliced from 4 exons. Gene Ontology annotation, molecular function: oxidoreductase activity, acting on paired donors, with incorporation or reduction of molecular oxygen; heme binding; monooxygenase activity.